AUGCCGGAGAACCUCGAGAUCAAAGUGAUGAUAGGAGGCGGUGCACGUGCGCAUUCACCACGUUUUGAAAAAUUGAACGUUGUUGUGCAUGCUUGGAUCCAAGGUUUGAAGAUGCCGACCGCUCAACACAAAAUCUCUUGCAGCGCUCGGCCAGCUGCUGCAGGUUUGUGGAGCGUCUUGCUACCAGAGGUGCUAGCCUCGACGAACACCAAAAAGAAUCGAAAUGUCAUUGCUUCGAUACCAAAUGUCGAAAUGGCCGCUCCGAUCAAACCACCGCAUGGGAUUCAGAGGAUUCUUCAAGUCGAUAAUCUGCAAGCAAAAGGAGAUACGGGGCCGCAGAUCGACAGCGCAGCCAAUGUGGGUAAUCGUAACGCCGCAAGGGAAGAAGGUUGA
Messenger RNA from Letharia lupina, 393 nucleotides. RefSeq lists its product as uncharacterized. NCBI's taxonomy places the organism in Eukaryota, Fungi, Ascomycota, Lecanoromycetes, Lecanorales, Parmeliaceae. The record is from RefSeq and is a predicted model, not a curated record. The transcript has 2 exons. The coding region runs from base 1 to 393 and encodes 130 amino acids.